AGAGGUCAUCGAAUCGGCGUAGGGUCCGUCGGGAGGGUGGCGGCGGCGGCGCAGGUGCAGGUGUAGUGAGGGGCGGCGGGAUGGAGGCGCUGUGGGCUCUGCUGGACGAGGUGGCCCUGGAGGGUCUGGAUGGGAUCACGCUGGACACUUUAUGGUACCGGCUGAGCAGCCGCGUCCCGCCCUUCCCGCUACCUCUGGAGCCCGCCACCCAGCAGCUCCUGUGGGCUGCCCUGAGCGCCCAGCCCGGGCUCAGCUUCUACCUGUUACCGCGGGAGCGGCCCCCCCUCCGCCUGCACGAUCGGUAUGAAGAAAUAGAUCUUGAAACAGGAAUACUGGAAACAAAAAGAGAUCCUGUCCCUCUAGAUGAUAUUUAUCCUGUCCAUAUGAUUUUGGAUAAUAAGGAUGGCAUUCAGGGUUCAUGCCAAUAUUUUAAGGAGAGACUAAAUUAUACUGAUCAAAUUAGGACAAAGGAUUUGCAGCCUUGUUAUGCCUACACAGAAGCCUAUGAAAAGUUUGGGGAGAAAUUAGUCAUCGUUGCUUCACAGGUUCUGCGCUACAGGGCUUUAAUUGGCUGGGAGGGGGAUCCAGACCUAAAACUCCCAGACUUCUCCUACUGCAUUUUGGAGCGAUUAGGUCGUGCUAGAUGGCAAGGGGAACUUCAGAGAGACCUUCACACUGGGGCUUUCAAGGUGGAUGCUGGUAAAAUGCAUUAUCACAGAAGAGUAUUAGACAGAAAUGGUCUCAUUUCAAUGCAGUCCCAUGUCAUAAGACUACCAAGUGGAGCCCAGCAGCACUCCAUUCUUCUGCUUUUGAACCGCUUUCAUGUUGACAGGAGGAGUAAAUAUGAUAUCCUUAUGGAGAAGCUCUCAAGUGUGCUGAGCACUCGAUCAAACAAAAUGGAAACAUUGGGGAAUCUGAGGGAAGAACUGGGUCUCUGUGAAAGAACAUUCAAACGUCUGUAUCAGUAUAUGAUGAAUGCUGGCCUGGCCAAAGUAUUAUCUACCCCGUUACAGGACUUGCACCCUGAUGGUGGACCCUAUAAAACAAAGAAAGGGACUGAUAUCAUGGUCCGAUGCCUCAAACUAGUGAAGGAAUUUCGAAAAAAAGUGGAUGAUUACCACGAUGAUGAGGAGGAAGAGAUGAUCACAAAAACUGUCCAGCCUGUAGAUAUUAUUUAUGAGCGGGAUAUGCUUACGCAGGCUUAUGAGCUAAUUGAAAGUAGGGGAACCAAAGGAAUUUCUCAGGCGGAAAUUCGAUCGGCUAUGAAUGUGGGGAAGCUAGAAGCACGGAUGCUUUGUCGUCUUCUAGAGAGAUACAAAGUUGUCAAGGGAUUUAUGGAAGAUGAAGGUCGGCAACGAACAACAAAGUAUAUUUCACACGUUUUUGCAGAAGAGAGUGAUUUAAGCCGUCAGUUUGAGAGGGAGAAGGCCCGGAGUGAACAGUUAGCGACAGUUAGCUUGGCUCUAGUGCAUGAAGACUCCCUGCCUGAGGAAGAUCUGUCUCCUGUAGAGGAAGACACUUUCCUCUCAGAAUCAGAUAAUGAGGAAGAGAUGAAAUACAACAAGAAACGAGAAAAAGGAGUGAAGGCCAACUCAGAUUCACUGCUGAAAUUCAGUUUCCGAGAUGGCCCCCAUCAGUCAACGCCAACUAAAGGCUGCAAGUUCCAAGCCACGAAGACCCCGGUGAAGAAGCUGCCUUCCCCCCACCUUCUUGAAGAUCCCGAUGAGCUCCCUGAUGGAUUUGCAGAGGAGGAUUCUAGUUUGGACACUAUAAAGCAGGAAUCUAAUCUCUCUCUAGGCACUCAUUCCAUAGAUGAAGAUGGGGAUAUGACUGUGAUUGAGGAGGUCAGGCUUGAAGACCCCAAGAAGAACGCUGAGCAAAAAAAGGAAAAGCGCUCCAGAACCACUGCAGUGGAGAGAUCUCAUGAAACAUACCGGCUACUGAAGCGCCGAAAUCUCAUCGUAGAAGCUGUCCGAAACCUCCGCUUAAUCGAAAGCUUGUUCACGCUUCAGAAAAUGAUCAUGGAUCAGGAGAAGCAAGAAGGUGUUUCCACUAAAUGCUGUAAGAAGUCCAUUGUUCGACUGGUACACAAGCUUUCCCAAGAAGGGCUCCUCAGACUCUACCGCACAACAGUCAUUCAAGAUGGCAUUAGCAAAAAGGUAGAGUUUGUAGUUCACCCUUCGGUGAAUCCUAAUGACCCCCUGGUAAAAAGUGCCAUUGAGCAAGUGCGCUUCCGGAUCUCCAACUCAAGCACAGCAAACAGGAUUAAAGUUCCCCAGACACCAACACCGCAAGAGCAUUUAGAGGAAGAUAGUCUGGGGCAAGAGACUGCUGCUGUAUCAGGGGAAAUGUAUCACGCUGAAAAUAAUGGCCGGGCAAGGAAAACUGAUGAGAAAAUGGGCAUAAUGCAGCUAAAAAAUUAUCACCCUGUUACAGUUCCAGGACUUGGGCGUUCCCUUGGCUUUCUUCCCAAAAUGCCUCGUUUAAGAAUGGUCCACAUUUUCCUCUGGUACCUAAUUUACGGGCAUCCUUUAAAUGGGCAGCAACAGAAAGCAUGCUAUGAUGGUGAGAAAAGAGGCAGCCCGCAGGUACUAGACACAAACACUUUUGUACCUGAAACCCAUCCAAGUGCAUCAGGAGAUGAUGAUGAUGAGGUUUCACCAGAGACUACGUGCAUGGGGAAUCAUGAAGUCCCUGCACGGGAGUCUGAGGUGGAUCUGUGUAAUGAGACAGUGUAUGUGGAUGAUAUUUCGUGGAUGCGCUACAUCCCUCCUCUCCCAGUACACAGGGAAUUUGGGUAUGGCUGGGCUCUUGUUAGUGACGUUCUUCUUUGCCUACCUCUCUCCAUCUUUAUCCAGAUAGUGCAAGUCAGCUACAAGGUGGAUGGGCUUGAGGAUUUUUUAAACAAUCCUCUAAAAAAACACACACUGAUCAGAUGUCUUCCGAGGUCAGUCCGACAGCAGCUUCUUUAUAAGAGGAGAUACAUCUUUUCAGUGGUGGAAAACCUGCAGAGGUUAUGUUGCAUGGGGCUACUACAGUUUGGCCCAACUGAGAAAUUCCAAGAUAAAGAUCAGGUAUUCGUCUAUAUGAAGAGAAAUGCAGUGAUUGUUGAUACUACUAUCUGUGACCCUCACUAUAACCUGGCUCAAAGCAGUCGCCCAUUUGAGAGACGUUUGUAUGUUUUGAACACUAUGCAGGACGUAGAAAACUUUUGGUUUGAUUUGCAGUGUGUCUGCCUUAAUACUCCAUUAGGAGUCGUCCGCCAUCCUCGUGCAAAAAGAUGUAAUCUUCAGGGUGAGGAGACCAGCAACACAUUGGAUGUGCAGAUGGAACAGGAGUCAGCAGUGGAUAAACACAAUCUUGAACGAAAGUGUGCAAUGGAGAAAUACACCUCAGGAAGUCGAGAGGUGGUGGAUGAUGGAUGUAUUCCUGGGGAUGGGAUGGGAGCUGGGGGUCUGGAUUCCAGCUUUUAUGGACAUUUAAAACGCAAUUGGAUCUGGACAAGCUAUAUCAUUAAUAAAACUAGGAAGGAAAGUGCCGUUCCUGAAAAUGGACUUACAGUGAGACUCCAGACUUUCUUAACAAAACACCCUCUUCCACUCAGUACUGGAGGUAAUAAAAUAAACAUUUUGGGAGAUGCAAGGGAAGGCGCAAAGUCCCCUGUGCAGAAGGAAGAAUGUAUUGAGAUUGAUAAAGAAGCAACGCAGAAUAGAACCAAGAGAGUGAGGGGUGGAAAAAACCAGAAACGUAAGAGGCUUAAGAAAGACACUGGGAAGAAGACAAAGAAGAAAAAGAGAGAGGAGUCUGUAGAAAAAAAUAAAAAGCUGCGCUACCAUGAUGAGGCUGACCAGAGCGCCCUGCUGAGAAUGACGCGCCUACGUGUCACCUGGACUGUGCAGGAAGACAGCCUGCUGAUGCUAUGUCGAAUCGCCAGUAAUGUGCUAAACACAAAGGUGAAAGGACCGUUUGUUCCGUGGCAGGUUGUCCGAGAUAUCAUGCAUGCCAGCUUUGAAGAAUCUUUAGAUAAAACUUCUCAUUCUGUUGGACGAAGAGCUCGCUACAUUGUCAAAAAUCCACAAACCUAUCUUAAUUAUAAAGUUUGCCUUGCUGAAGUUUACCAAGAUAAAGCUCUUAUUGAGGAUUUCAUGAAGAGGGAAGAUAACUACCAAGACCCACAGGUGUGUGCAAGAGAGUUUAAAGAUUUUGUGGAGAGACUUAAAGAGAAAUUCAGUUCAACCCUCGGGAAUCCCAAACUCGAAAUUCCAGAUACAUUGCAGGAGCUGUAUUGCAGGUUCAGAGUUUUGGCCAUUGGAGAUGAAGCAAAUCAAAGCAUCAAACAGGAUGCUCUCAACAGUAUCUAUGACAUUCACUUCCUGGUGCUCCAGAACCUGAUUCAGAGUACUUUGGCACUCUCAGAUAAUCAAAUGAAGUCCUGCCAGUCAUUUCAGACCUUUCGGCUGUACCGUGAGUACAAGGAUGACAUUCUUGUGAAGGCUUUCUUAGAAUGUCAGAAGAGAAGUUUGGUCAAUCGCCGUCGGGUUAACCAUACCCUGGGUCCAAAGAAAAGCCGGGCUUUGCCCUUUGUGCCUAUGUCAUAUCAACUAUCUCAAAGCUACUACAGAGUCUUCACAUGGCGGUUUCCCAGUACAAUUUGUACAGAAUCCUUCCAGUUCCUAGAGAAGCUCAAGGAAACUGGAAAAUCAGACGAACCAGAUAGCUUUUCAUUCAAGGAUCAAGACGCCAAAGAUUCAGCAGGCAUGCUAGCUUUUCCUAUGGAUGGCCCCGGAGGUCAUUGUGUAGCAAUUCUUUCCCUGUUCUCCAUGGGUCUUAUUUCUGUGGAUGUGAGGAUCCCAGAGCAAAUAAUCGUGGUGGACAGCACUAUGGUGGAGAAUGAAGUCAUCAAAAGUUUGGGAAAAGAUGGUCUUGAGGAUGAUUAUGAUGAAGAUGAUGACUUGGAUGAGAGCUCUGGAAACAAACGGAGAAUAGAGGUAAAAGCUCGUCAAGCAUCUCAUACCAAUUACUUACUCAUGAGAGGGUACUAUGCACCAGGAAUCAUCAGCACACGCAAUCUGAACCCCAACGACAAUAUCGUGGUCAAUUCUUGCCAAGUGAAGGUCAAGCUGAGAUGUGCCCCAAUGCCAGGGAGGCUCAGUACCUCAGUUCCUUCUGUGGUUGAUAACAUGGCUGUAGGAAUCUCCUGCCUUCCUGAUGCUUUUACCAGGCUGCUAAAAGUCCAGGAAGCCACUUACGAUGCAGAUCAGUUUGUCCUCCAGUGUACAGAGUGUUAUGGGUAUAGCUCCAAAGAUGUAUCUGCUGUCCUGGAGAUCCGUAAUGUUAUUGAGGCAUCCUCUUCCUUCGGGAUUGACAAGGCAGAGCUGGGCAAACAGUUCCACUGCUAUGAAGAAGCUGACACCGAACGCACCAGGAGUUUACAGCAAUAUAUUCAGGACCUCCUCAAGAUGGAACAGGUGUUAGAAGUGGGAGGGAACACUGUACGUUUGGUUGCAAUGACAUAUGCCAAACCGUGGCUGUUGUAUUCAGUGUGUCUGAAGAAUAAAGGUGGUGGUGCUGGUCUGCAGGGCAAAGACUCCGUCACUCACUUGGAUUUGCAGCAGAACUCUCAGCAGCCAGAGCCAAAGAAACGGGUGGCAUCUUCAAGGGAAGAGGGACAGCCUGGCACAGUCUUAAGACCUGUUGUCAGUGAUGAAGGACCCUCAAGGAAAAGAUUCAAGACUCAACAUGGUGGGCUUCAAGAUGGCACUGAAGUCCAUCAGGACAUAAAGAGCUGUUCAGAAGGAGCAACUGAAGCAGCCCCUGAUGCAAGUUUAACUGAGCCCACGCAGGUGAAAGGGGUGUUAGUUGCACAUAAAGGAAUGGGUCUUUUCAGAGAGCAGACAGGCCACUAUGUGCAACACCCUGUGCAUGGACCAGAAUCUGUCACGGAUAAAGAUAAAGAGCAGGAUAAAGCCAAUUCUGAAGAACAAGAGACUGCAGUAGAUGUUAGUGUUGCAGCUAAUGAGGAGGAAGGGCAGAUACCUAGCUCUGAACAUACAGCCAGAGAUACAGCUUUGAACAUGUCGCUUGAUGAUGCAUCUCACCCACAGGAAAGUUCUGAAGUCUCUAAAGAAGAUUCUUUGACAAAUCUACCCCAGGCAGUACGGGAAAGGGCCUGUGAGAAUGUCUGUUUCAUUGGGAGGCCAUGGCGAAUCGUGGACGGGACUCUGAAUAAACCAGUGUGUAAAGGAAUGAUGGAAGCUGUGCUCUAUCACAUCAUGACAAAGCCCGGCAUAACGGAAUACACCUUGCUGCAACAUUAUGUGGGGGUUCUUCAGCCUGUUUCUGUCUUGGAGAUACUACAGGGCUUGGAAGCCCUUGGCUGCAUCAGAAGAUUCUGCAUGAAAAAGCCCUCAGCAAUAUCACUCUUCUCUCGACCUGUUCCUGAAGAAGAGCUAACCGACUCCAAACUGAGUGAGACUCCAACAAUAUUUUAUGAGCCUACCAUAGACUGUACUCUGAGAAUGGGCAGAGUGUUCCCAUACGAAGGCAACUGGAAUAAAUGGGUGCAGAUAUGAUCCAUGUAUGAGAGAUGGCAUGGUGCGUCAUGCUUGUCCAGCCUGCGUUGGUAAAUGCUAAUGGAGGUGAACCUUCUGGUGUGUCCCGUAACUUGUGCUCUGCUUGUCAUUUUGUCAUGUUUUGUUAAAUAAAUUUUGUUUCUUAUUGGGAAUUA
This is a messenger RNA of Mauremys reevesii (Reeves's turtle), 6727 nucleotides long. It is a transcript of the gene GTF3C1, whose product is annotated as general transcription factor IIIC subunit 1. Gene Ontology annotation, molecular function: DNA binding. Gene Ontology annotation, biological process: transcription initiation at RNA polymerase III promoter; 5S class rRNA transcription by RNA polymerase III. Lineage: Eukaryota; Metazoa; Chordata; Testudines; Geoemydidae. Gene Ontology annotation, cellular component: transcription factor TFIIIC complex. The record is from RefSeq and is a predicted model, not a curated record. The transcript is spliced from 37 exons. Bases 81 to 6572 code for a protein of 2163 amino acids.